Molecule: messenger RNA, 1044 nt
Organism: Cyclocybe aegerita
Lineage: Eukaryota; Fungi; Basidiomycota; Agaricomycetes; Agaricales; Hemipholiotaceae
Source: the annotation of a GenBank genome assembly
AUGGUUCGUUUGCUGGGCUUCGAGCGUUGUGACAUGGACCAGGCAGUGUUUUUUCGACGACGAGCUAAGGCUUUGAUUGUUGUGUUGGUGCAUGUUGAUGAUUGCACAAUUGUGGCAACAUCACAGCCACUGAUUGAUGCCUUCAAAAUUGAGAUCGACAUCACUGAUCUCGGCGAGCUCCACUGGAUUCUCGGCAUUGAGGUCCGCCAUGUCUGUGAGAACAGAACCAUUUUCAUUUCUCAACGCUCUUACAUCGAGUCAAUCCUGCGCCACUAUGGGCUUCAAGACCUCAAGCCCCUCUCCAUCCCCAUGGAUCCCAACGUCCGCCUCACGUCCGCCCAGUCCCCGUUGACUACGGAUGAGUUCGCGCAGAUGCGCGAUGUGCCCUACCAUGCCGCUGUCGGUUCUCUCAUGUACGCAUCACUCGGAACCCACCCUGACAUUACCUACGCCGUCCAGACCGUCUCGCGAUUUUUGACAAAGCCCAGAAUAGCACAUUGGGACACCGUCAAACGGAUCUUUCACUACCUGAAAGGAAUGAAGGAACUGUGGCUGUCAUAUGGAGGACAGCAGAAGGGGCUUGUUGGAUAUGCUGAUGCAGAUGGGAGCAUGGCGGAGGAUCGCCAUGCCAUCUCUGGGUACGCAUUUUUGCUUCACGGCAGAGCUGUUUCGUGGUCCACUAAACGCCAGGAGAUCAUUUCGCUCUUGACAACCGAGAGCGAGUACAUUGCUGCGACAUACACUUCGAAGGAAGCCCUCUGGCUUCGCUCCCUCAUCUCCCAGCUCUUUAACACGUCACUCGGCUCCACCACCCUAUUUUCGGACAACCAAUCCGCGAUCGCACUUGCAAAAGACCAUCAAUAUCAUGCCAGAACGAAGCAUAUCAAUGUUUGGUUCCACUUCAUCCGUUGGAUCGUCGAAAACGGAUCGAUUCGCCUUGUCUACUGCCCUACCGACGAAAUGGUAGCCGACACACUUACGAAGGCGCUCCCCUCACCAAAAGUCAAACACUUUGUGACUGAACUCGGACUCAUCUCGGUUUGA